Olea europaea var. sylvestris is the source of this 1313-nucleotide messenger RNA. Its product is annotated as putative ER lumen protein-retaining receptor C28H8.4. Gene Ontology annotation, cellular component: membrane. Gene Ontology annotation, molecular function: ER lumen protein retrieval receptor activity. The record is from RefSeq and is a predicted model, not a curated record. The coding region runs from base 173 to 1045 and encodes 290 amino acids. NCBI's taxonomy places the organism in Eukaryota, Viridiplantae, Streptophyta, Magnoliopsida, Lamiales, Oleaceae. Gene Ontology annotation, biological process: protein retention in ER lumen. The transcript has 6 exons.
UUACUCCCUCUUUUUCUGAAACUGUUACACCCAAAUGCUUCUUGAUUUCAUUUACAUCGCGAUCUUUCUCUACUUUCUUUUCCUUUUUUUUUCUUUUUUUUGGGGGUGAAUUUUUCAUAAAUCAAUCAAACUGUUCGAAUCUGUAACUGAAAAAACUGAAUCAGAAAUCAAUAUGGAUAUCGAAACUCUAACCAGUCGGAGUUCUGUUCUGAGGGAGAGAAUAAUGCGGAGCACCCCGAAGAAGCCGAUCAAGGAUGUGACGACGUGGGUGAAGCGGCAGCCACCCAAAGCCCAGGUGCUUCUGGCGGUGGCCGCCGUUUUGACCACCCUUGUCUUCCUCGGCCUCGUCGUUCAGGACCACGAUAAUCUCUUCAUCGCCGCCGAGGCCGUUCAUGCCAUCGGCAUUUCCCUUCUCAUUUACAAACUCACCCAAGAGAAAACCUGCGCCGGACUUUCACUCAAGUCACAAGAACUAACGGCUAUAUUUUUAGCUGUUCGACUCUACUGCAGCUUUGUUAUGGAGUAUGAUAUACACACGCUCCUCGAUCUUGCUACGUUAGUAACAACUGGUUGGGUUAUUUAUAUGAUUCGCUUUAAAUUAAAUUCCAGUUACAUGGAUGACGAAGACACCUUUGCUCUUUAUUAUACGGUUAUACCUUGUGCUUUGUUGUCUCUAGCUAUCCAUCCAUCGACAGUGCAUCAUACUUUUAACCGUAUUUGUUGGGCAUUUUGUGUGUACUUGGAAGCUGUUUCAGUUCUCCCUCAACUUCACCUCAUGCAAAACACAAAGAUUGUUGAGCCAUUCACCGCUCAUUAUGUUUUUGCACUAGGAGUUGCAAGAUUUCUAAGUUGCGCCCAUUGGAUCCUCCAGGUAGUUGAUACAGAGGGACGUUUGUUAACAGCUUUAGGCCAUGGAUUAUGGCCUUCGUUGGUUCUCCUCUCAGAACUCGUCCAAACUUUUAUUCUGGCAGAUUUCUGCUAUUACUAUGUCAAGAGUCUUCUUGGUGGACACCUUGUGCUACGUCUUCCCUCUGGCGUAGUGUGACUUGCAAGACUUAAUAGAUGAACAAUACUUCAUCCACAAACAUUUUCAAGUCGAGAUAUGACAAUUUUGCAGGCGGUUAUGGGAUGGUGGAGAUAUGUUGCGUUGUGGCACUCAUAAUCUACACAGAGUGAUGUGUUCUCCUGUAGGCAUUAUUGAUAUCAUAAUAUUAUUUCAUUUAUUAGGUCUCAAGAAAGAUUUCCUUCAUGUAUUGAGAGAUUCUUAUAGUAUAAUUUAAUUGUUGCAUCCUAUCUCACCAUAUGAUUUUAAC